GUUUUGGAGAGCGCCAUCUUUGUAACGCCGUGUUGGAAACCAAGCGCUGAGCCUUUAUUUAGCGUUAUUAGCCUGCUGAUUGCUCUGCGUUUUAUGAUUGCAAGCUUUUUAGCACAACAAUGGGGGUGAAGGUGCAACGUCCUCGCUGCUUCUUUGACAUCAGCAUCGGAAACACGCUCGUUGGGCGUGUGGUGUUCGAACUUUUCUCUGAUGCCUGUCCCAAGACGUGUGAGAACUUUCGCUCUCUCUGCACAGGUGAGAAAGGGAUUGGGAAGACGACCCAGAAACCUUUGCACUAUAAAGGCUGUCUGAUCCACAGGAUAGUGAAGGACUUCAUGAUCCAAGGAGGAGAUUUUAGUGAAGGGAAUGGAAGAGGUGGUGAAUCCAUAUAUGGAGGAUUUUUUGAAGACGAGAGCUUCUCCAUGAAACAUACUAAGGAAUUCCUGCUGUCUAUGGCGAAUAGAGGCAAAGACACCAAUGGCUCGCAGUUCUUCAUAACUACAAAACCUACUCCUCAUCUGGAUGGAAUUCAUGUGGUGUUUGGUCAGGUGAUCUCGGGCCAGGAGGUGAUCCGGACCAUCGAGAGUCAGAAGACGGACACUAACAGCCGACCGUACGCUGAGGUCAAGGUGCUCAACUGCGGAGAGCUCAUCCCCAAAUCUAAAGCCAAAAAGGAGAAGAAGAAGAAACAGCAGUCAUCCAGCGAGAGCAGUGAGGACUCCUCGUCAUCCUCUGAGUCUUCUGACGAAUCCGAGGAGUCUGACAAGGAGGGCAAGAAGCACAAGAAAAAACAUAAGAAGGAGCAAAAGAAGAAGAAGAAGGAGCAGAAACACAAGAAGAAAAAGGACAAGGGGUCUGAUAAUGAAGAAGAAGCAGCUAAGGAUGAAGAGCCUCAGCAACCAGUUUCAUCUGUACGUCCAGAGGAAGUCCCGCCCAUUCCUGAGAACCGCUUCCUGAUGAGGCGCAGUCCACAGGCUCAGCCAAAAGAGCAGCAGACGAAGGAGAUGCAAAAGGAGAAUUCUGGGAAAGAGCGGCAAAGGGAGCGGGACCGGGAACGAGACAGGGAAAGAGACAGGGAGAGACCGAUGCAAAACUCGAGACCAAAUCGUACACGCCUGGUUAUGACCCGAUCUGGCCGGAGGAUAAAAGGAAGAGGACCCAGGCGCUAUCGGACUCCAUCACGUUCUCGCUCUCGUUCCUGGGAUCGUUUCCGGCGUAGCGAGACUCCUCCACACUGGAGAUUGGAAAUGCAGAGGACGCAGAAGGCCAAACCUAAUACACAGACCUCACAGGAGCGCUGGAUCAAGGGAGACAAAGGGGAUGCGUCUCAGGAAAAGAAUGAAAUCUCAGAGCAGCCAGAGAAAGAUAAAGCAGACACUAAUCAGCCGCGAGAGAGGAAGGAUUCUGAGCGAGGCGCCAAAAGAAACAAAUCAAGAAGCCCAGAUAAAGGAAGAGAGAAGAAGAGCGGCAGACAUCGCUCCCGGAGCCAGGACAGGGACAAACGGAAAAAAGCGGAUGAAGAGACAGACAAGAGAAGAGGCCGCAGUCGGAGCAAGAGCAAGGAGAGGAAAGGAGAGGAGGAUCAGAAACGCAGCAAAACAGAUGACAAACUGGGUCAGUCAAGCAGCAAAGACAAAAAGGACAAAGAUGCAAGAAAGGACAGAGAGGACAGCAAGAGCAAGGAGAGACCAAAACAGUCUGAGAGAGAUGUAAAGGACAAACGGGAUGAUGGCAAAAAAACAAGGAACGGAGAAACUCGUCGCGAAAGAUCAAGAAGCCGAGAACGUGACGUGAAGAGACGCUCCAGGUCCCGGUCCAGGUCCCGAUCUAGAUCAAGAGGGCGUGGCAAGCGAGAAAGAUCACGCAAUAGGGGCCAGGGAAAGAGACGAAGCAGCAGCCGGGACAGGAGGUCACGUCGAUCAAAAAGCAGAGAUCAAAGAGACCGAGGCAGAGAGCAUGUGCGGGACCGAGAGGAUGGAGACAAGAAGAAGGGUGAUGGUAAAUCUGAUGAAGCGAAGAGCAACGAGAGCAGAGCGAGAGACCAGAGCUCUAAAGAACGGUCUAGAGAGAAACGCCGCAGCAGAGAGAAAAGCGCCAAACGGAGACGUGAGAAAAGCAGGAGCAGCUCAGAGAGCGACGCGGGAAGACGCAAAAAACGAGAGAAGGGUGAGAGUCCCAAGACCAGAGAGCGAGCUAGAGACAAGUCACGCAGCCCCAAGAAGGAUCACAAGAAUGAGAAAAAGGACUCGAGCUCCAGCGACUCUGACUGAUCCUGCUCGUGACCUCCACGUCAUCCAAACACCUCAUCUCUACUUAUGAACUACUGGCGCACCGAUCUCACGUGUCCUCUCUCACUCGACCUCUAUGUACGAUCGCGAGGUUAGAGCUCAGAGCUCCGUCUGAGAUCAUUCUCAUCCGAGGCUGACUGUUUCAACUUGGCAGCUUAAUAAACGUGAAUUUCUCCUUACACCUGAUGUAGAUUAGCGGAGUGGCCAAGAUGUGUUUGAUUUCUGAUGCUUGCUUCUGUCAUUAAUGAGUAAUAACGAAUCAAAAGUUUAUCCCAUAGCUAGCAAGUGAACACUUUUAUUCUCUGGAUUCGUUUGCCUGGAAACUAAGUCUGCUUUAAAGUGGUACACACAAUGUAACACAGAAACGGUUUAAAAUUAUCAUGCUUUUCUAAGAACAUAUCCGAGGUAGCGAGAUGUGUUUUUGUGCCAUUAAUUAAACAUUUAGGAAGCUUUUCGCUGUGUUUCAACUGUUAGCUGAAGUGUUCUGUUCUGUUACCACAACAUUAACAUUUAGGGAUUUUGCAAACGCUCUUAUCCAGAUCACCUUCCAUAAGUAAGACUGUAAUGACUUUUCAAACCGCUCGUAGAUUACAUGUAAUGUUAAAGGCUGAGAUCCUUUAUUAACCCUUUUUUUUUUUUUUUUUUUUUUUUAAACCAUGAGCUCUUGUUGGCUUUGUGCUUCCUUAGUGAAAUAAUCAAGCUUUUGCGUAGCGCAGCAGGUGAUGGGAUCCAGAAUAAGUUGUGUGUAUUGUACAUACAUACAUACAGCUUCCAGGUCCAUCAAUGGAGCUGUGCGGCAUAACCUGAUCUUUUGUUUUUCAGUUUAAGUCAAUUCACUGUUUUAAAUUCUGCAGCCUUUUUUUUUAGUUACUUAAAACCAUUAAGUGCUCUAAAUUCCCUAAAAAAUAUAUGCGCCACGGCUUUUGCAAAAAAAAAUAAAAAAACGAACAAAAUAUGCUUGCAUUUUCUGCAAAAACACUUCAAAAAAAAAUAUAUAUAUAUAUACAUCCUAUAAUGUAUUUAAUAAUUCCAUAAUAGCAGUGCUUCUCAUUUUUUUUUUUUUUUUUUUUUUAUGGAAUGGUUGGUGUAAUACCGCCACCUAUUGGAUUGAAGUGUGAGGCAGCAGAUUGGUUGGAGUUAAGAUCACUUUGUGAGAAAUGGGACAUUUAAACCGUUAAAAGUUACACAGCAUUUCAGUGUAGUUUUUAAUGAUGCACACUGGAAUGUAGUAUAUAUUCAUAUACUAUAUAGAGUGAAAUAUAGUUGCGAGACAAAACAGAGAAUAAACAUAAUUGCUAUUGAAUUGAAUCAAAUCUAAAAAUCACAUUACUCCAAAAAUUUAUCACGAUUCUACUUCUGAUGCCCAGCUCUGUCCGUCACCCCACUGUAACUUACACUGGUUAUUGAAUGAAGGAUGAAAAACACUGCUCACUGCUAAAGUACUGAGCCUAUGUGUCUUCUGGGCAACUGUGAAUAUAAAGCUAAUUACCAGGACAUAAUAUCCUCUACUAAAACGUAUUAUAAAUGCCGUUUCCUGUUGUCUUAAAUGUUUAAUAAUGAAGCUGCACACUUUUCCAAUGACAGUUACUUUGAGGGUGUUCAAGUCGAUGUUCUUGAAUAAAUGAUUUGAAUUGCUCUUUAGUUUCGUUAUUGUCAAGUAAUUGUAAAGUGCAAACCUAAAGAAGCAAACAUCAGACCCAAACCCAUCCUGGCUAAUUUGACAUUUUAAGACAUUUUGUGCGUUUAAGAACAGUAGCUGUAUAUAUCUGGCAAACAUAUUUCUGAUUUGGAUUCACAUCAUCUCAAGUAGUUUAUCUCCAAUUUUUAUAUUUUGUUCCAAACGUCUCUCCUUGGACAAAGACGAGCAUCAUUUCAGUUCAGUUUCAAACAUGACUGAGUUCAUUUGAUAAGGCACACAGGUUGGCCUUUCAGAGGUAAGAAUUCACCUCUUAAAAAAUUAGUGUUGUGCACACAGAGCCUAAUUCAGAGACUGCUGGUUCUUAAAAAAAAAUACCUUGGUAGUCCUUUAUUCCCCCCCAUGCAGUUUGCAGGAGUUGUAUUUCACGCUGGAUCUUCCUUUAGUUAGUGUAAAAUGAAUGAAUGUGCUUUUCCUGGGGUCCUGCGUGACCUGUGUCACUGUUUUGCUCAGUGUUUAGUGUGACAUAGGAAGAGAGUUUUGAUCUUUUUGGAGUUUUAUAAAUGGGGGUUUUAUGUUUGUAAUACUGUCCACUUGAGUGUUCGUUCUGUUUGAAGAUUAAACCCGAUUCUGAAAACACCUUAAA
Clarias gariepinus (North African catfish) is the source of this 4570-nucleotide messenger RNA. RefSeq names its product peptidylprolyl isomerase G (cyclophilin G) (gene ppig). Gene Ontology annotation, molecular function: peptidyl-prolyl cis-trans isomerase activity. The coding region runs from base 120 to 2270 and encodes 716 amino acids. The transcript has 13 exons. Gene Ontology annotation, cellular component: nucleus. Gene Ontology annotation, biological process: protein peptidyl-prolyl isomerization. NCBI's taxonomy places the organism in Eukaryota, Metazoa, Chordata, Actinopteri, Siluriformes, Clariidae. The record is from RefSeq and is a predicted model, not a curated record.